AAUCGUUUCACAUGUAUUACAUACAUACGCAUGUCACAACGGAACAUAUGUUAGCGGGCUGCUUUAUCAACAAAAAGUGGAAAGAGAAUUAUUCGUGUAACCUCGUGUCUAAUACAUAGUACGUAAUGUAGACAUCAUUUGCACUGUGAGCACUGUACUUAUUUAAGUGUCAUUCGAAACAGUACACGUAUGUUGUACGCUGUCAUUUGUUCUACAAAAUAAAUUAUUACGUCGUUGCAACAAUGCAUGUUGCAUUGGAACAAUGAUAAUAAGAAUGGCUGUAGCAACAGUGACAAUAGCCACGCUCGCGAAGGGACCGAUCGUGUGUUGCCUGCAGUAAAUGAUUUAAAUAUGUAACAUGGUCGUGCAGACUCACGUGCAGACGAAUGAAAGUACUCUAAGUUAGUGAAUUAUAAGUGUCAUGGUGCAUGAAUCAACUAAAAUUUAUGAGACAAGAAUUCGCCGAUUAAACGCGAACAAAAAUGGGAAACACCGAGGUUAAAUUCGGAAUCGAGAUGUCAAUUAUAACAAACCUUUUUAAGAGCACGCGGUUUACGGUACGCUGGUUGUAUGUACAAUGUUAAAGUUAUUAUUAUAUCAUAUUAUGUUUACAAUGGUGAAAGUUAUACCAAUGAGCUGGUUGAACCAGAUAUUGAUUUUAAGUGUAUUAAGCGCAACGUUAUCUUUAAUUAUACAAGAAUGGGCUGGUCUCACACCACUACCAAUCUAUGUUUCUAUAUUAUGGGUUAUCUUCGUUACAAUAAUUUCAGUAUGGCUUAGCUGUUUUAUCUUUCAACUUGCGUUAAAAGCGAAGAGCCCGCUUAAUGUGACAUUCCUUAAUGACUGGUUAUAUAAAAAGUUAUUAAUCAGUUUGAAAUUACGUGAUCCUGGGGAUCAGAAAUCAGUAGGAGCAUCUACUGAUAUGACAGAAAAUGUUCAAUCGAAAAGGAAAGUAGAUAGAAAAAUGUCUAAUGAAAAGACCAUUUUGAGGAGAAAAAAGCUGAUCGGUGUAAAUGAUAUGGUGAAAGAAAUAAACUCGAAAUGUAUAGAAGUAUGGUAUAAAUCUAUCAGCAAUGAUAAAUCAUUUCCUAAGGAAGCACAAAUAUUACUUAAAAAAUUAUUGACCAAGCUGUUCCAUCAAAUCAAUUCAAUGGACAAAGUGCAGCUUACUCAUCGGCUAGCUAAUGUGGUCUUAUUACACUUUAAAGAAUACCACAGAGCAUUACGGCGAGUAGAAAAACAGACAUCAAAAACUAUGGAAGAUGCAUUCAAAUAUUUACAUCCUGGUUCUCGUAAUGCAUCAGCUUUGGAGCACAUGCUUCAUCGAAUAAUCACUAUCUUAGCACAAGAAUUUUUACAAUGGGAACUAACAAGUUCAUUGCCAUGUAAACUAUUAUUAUCUAUUUUAGCAAAGAGAUUAUUAUUAUUUAUAGAAACAGUCAGUUCUCCAAGCUGGCUUUUUCAAAGUUUAUUAGAGUUGUUAGAACCUACGUUGAAAGAAGAUGCUAAAAUUCAGAGUAAAAAGAAAAAUGAACAAGAAGAACCAUUACGCACAAAAAAAUUUAUAUCUGAUGCUUUGUGCGAUGGUAUGACAUCUUCAACAGCUGCUAUAAUUCCACGACCACUACCGAAAUCAAAUUCGGAUACCUUGACAAAUACUUCGGUUGAAAACAAAAGUAAAACGACGACUAUAAAUGAAAAAAGGCCUACCUUACGAUUAGAUAAUUUACCUAUAGAACACAGGGGUCUUUGGGGUCAGAGUAUGUCGGAAGUAGAUGCUGAAUUAUUAGAUGAGGAUAAAAUAUCCCCGGUAUAUGAAGAAACUACAGAUUUUGCAUCAACGAUUGCUAGACUUAGAACUGUACUGCAACAAAAAUCAACUGUUACUACUCCUUUACACAUGGAAGAAAAGUCAUAUGCAGUAUACGAAGGUAGUCAGUUUACAAAUUUAAUGAUUCCUUGGACAGAAUUUCGUACAGAACCCGAUGGUUCACAACAGUUACUUUAUUGUAUUCAAUUUGACGAUGUGGAGCAACGCGGAGUUGAUUUGUUUGAAACUACAACAGCAACCGUUCGGAGACAGUACCGUGAUUUCGCUCAGUUACAUGCUAGUUUACAAGAGAUUCCAGAAUUAGCACCCAUUAUGCAAAAUUUGGUAUUACCAGAGGGUGGACGUAUCGAGUUAGAAAAUUAUAUAAUAACUUUAACUACACGGUUAGCUAGCGAAUGUCCACCGCAACUGCGACAUUUUUUGCGUCCAAACAGUAGCGCUGGCAAAAAAGCGGAUGUCGUAGCACCUCGACUCGAUAGAUUUCUGGCCAAAACUGUAAGCGGAGUUUUCAACACUUUAAAAACAGUUGUUCCAGGGUUUGAAGUUGAACAAGAGGAAGAAACUAUUCCAUUACCUACACUAAUGCCUCUAGCUGAUAUACCAUGGAGAUUUGUAGAGGACAUUAAAUCGAAAAGUCUGGGAAAUGAACUUCAAACGUUAGUUGCUGACAGGACUGAUUAUUACUCUGUAGAUACAGCUUACGAAGCCGUAGAUUCUAUGGAGGGUAGCAAUGAUACUGCAUUAAUAAUGCACUGGUUAGAAACAGUAAAAGAUUCUUAUGAAGAAGAAUCAGAUGAAUUGGAUUCUCAUCUACGAUUAACAUGUAUCGCUGUAGAUAUUAUUUGUGAAUUGUUAAGUGGCAUUGGAAGUAAUAACACAUUAUUACAAGAAUCAGUUGUUAGGUGGAUGAAGUUACUUUUCGGGAAUGUCACUGAAUCCGUAUUACAGACUACAGUUCUUCAAAUCUUUGAUUAUUUGAGUAAGAAAACAUUUUGUAAUGUACAAAACAAUAUUUCUGACGAACCAGUAGCACAUUUAAAGGAGAGACUUUUACAAGAAGUACUAACUAAAAUUUCGAAUAAUGUUCGAUUGUUAUUCGGUGAAGAUGACAUCACGAACAUUUUGAAGUAUCUACUUGAUUCUUAUGAAAUAAAAAAGAUCAAUGUUGAUUUAAACCUACAAAUAUUAGACGUUUUAGCAUCGCAACUACUAAUUUCAUGUAGGUCGACUCAUAGUAGUGUAAUUUCUUAAUGAUUUAAUACAUUUUUUAAUUCAUUAAAACAAAAACAAGCAGUUCAAUACAUAAAAAGAUAUACAUCGUUCAAAUGAAUCAGUGGUAUACAAAAUUAUUAAGCAUUGAAGUAUAUUUUAGUGGAUAAGGAAUUGAUGUGCCAUACAUAGUAAAUUUGUUGACAAGUUAGUACUAUCAAGAUUUCAAAAGCAGACUAUGUACCUGAUUAUACAUUUAAAAUAAGGAUGCCAAGUAUUUAUUCCAUUAACAUGACUCUUAAGAGUUCAAUAAUAUGUAAUGUACAUAUUAUGUAUUAUAUGCAUUUAAACUGUACAUUCACAUUUAAUGUUUAAGUUUUGUACAAAUAUUUAUGAAAAAUUACUAUAUUUCACAAUUGAUAAAGGUUAUCAAUAUACAUGAAAUUUAAAUGUACGCAAAACCUUAACAGUCUAAUACACAUUUAUUCUUAUGA
Messenger RNA from Nomia melanderi (Alkali bee), 3534 nucleotides. RefSeq lists its product as uncharacterized. Lineage: Eukaryota; Metazoa; Arthropoda; Insecta; Hymenoptera; Halictidae. Gene Ontology annotation, cellular component: intracellular membrane-bounded organelle. Gene Ontology annotation, molecular function: phosphatidylinositol binding. The record is from RefSeq and is a predicted model, not a curated record.